AUGAGAUUUAAAAUAUCAUUUGCCAAAGAAGUGGAUCAUAAAGACGUAGUUAGUUGCGUUUGCUGGAAUACCCCUGAAGAAAUAAUUUCUUGUGGGGAUGAUCAUGUAUUAUUCAAGUAUAACCUGAUAACUGGUGAAGCUUCUAAAAUAUGUGAGCUGCCAGCAGAUAUCUAUCCAACAGAUCUCCAUUCCUUUUCAAAGAGCCAAUCAAGCGGAAAACGCCAUGGUCAGGAACUUUUCCUUAUUACAUCCACUGAUGGAAGGUUUCAUUUAGUUGGACGUAAUGGCCGCAUUGAGAAGAGUGUAGAAGCUCACAAAGGUGCGGCACUAGUGGGGCGAUGGAGCUACGAUGGCACAGGACUGCUUACUGGUGGAGAGGAUGGUCAAGUGAAGAUAUGGUCUCGUAGUGGCAUGUUGAGGUCUACAGUGAUGCAGACCAAUACACCAGUCUACAGUGCUGCCUGGAGCCCUGAUUGUCAACAGGUGCUGCUCUCUAGCGGGAAAACCCUUAUAAUCAAGCCUCUCACCCCCAAUACGAAGGCUAACAGGUGGAAAGCACACGAAGGGCUGAUUUUAAAAGUGGACUGGAGUCCAAACAGUGGAUACAUUAUCUCAGGUGGAGAAGAUUGCAGAUAUAAGGUGUGGGACAUGUACGGCAGACAGAUGUACUGCAGCCUACUUCAUGAGUUCCCUAUCACAUCUUUGUCCUGGGCUCCAGCUGGGGAUAUGUUUGCUGCUGCAGGGUUCAACACUCUCAGACUUUGUGAUAAAGCAGGGUGGUCGCAGUCGCUGGAGAAGCCUGCUACAGGCAGUAUCUACGCGCUGGCGUGGUCCAGUGACGGCACACAGCUAGCAGCAGCCUGCGCCAACCACCAGCUGAUGGUGGCUCAUGUCAUCGACAGACGGCUGGAGUGGCAACAUCUAGAGGCUGUACAGGGCAGUCGCAAGAGUGUCACUGUGCGAGACGUCUCCACCGAGGCCAAAGAUAAACUAGAGUUUCCAGAGAGAGUCAUCCAACUGUCACUGGGCUAUAGACAUUUGGUGGUGGUAACAUCAACACAGUGCUACAUUUACAAAGUCACAAAUUUCAACACGCCAAUCAUUAUAGAUCUUCGGGAAGGGGCAGUCACUAUGGUUCUUCUAGCUGAUAGACAUUUCCUACUCGUAGAGAAGACGUCCAUGAGCCUUUACAGCUACGAGGGAAGACUGUUGGCGUCUCCCAAGUGGCCCGGUCUUCAGACAAGUAAUCUCAACAGAUGUCAUGUGUCUCUGUCUCCCGACACCAUCGCUCUUAGAGACCAGGCGGACGAGAAAUUGGUACACCUAGUUCAGGUGGGAGGUGAAGGUGGUCCUCCACUGUCCCACUCCACAGGUGUGGCUGAGGUGGCACUCAACCAGGCAGGUGCUGCGACCGAUCGUCUGUUGGCUCUUGUAGACAAAAAUAGAGAUCUUUACUUGGCAGCUGCCACAACACUGCAGCGUGGACUUAGUGUGACGAGACGAAUAGAAAAGCUUGGUGUAAUGGUACAAUCGGUGUGUUGGAACAGUCGUCUCAACAUUCUGUCUGGCAUGCAAGACACAUCUCUCACAGUCUGGUACUACCCCAACGUGUUGUUUAUUGACCCUAGACUGACUCGUAGAACUAUCGUCAUCAAAGAUGCAAGUGAGUUUGGCAAGAGUCCAAUGGUGGUGAGUUUUGAGGGUAACCACGUAGGAGUGCGGAGGUCGGAUGGAGCAUUGGUAAGCAGCAUCAUCUCUCCCCACGUCUCCGUGUUGCAUGACUACGCAGAAGAGCGGAUGUGGAGAGACGCUCUACGACUAUGCCGAUCACUUGGGGAUGAGACAGUGUGGGCUUGCCUGGCAGCCAUGGCGGCACACGCCAGAGACCUGGACACUGCCGAGGAAGCCUACGCAGCUAUCAACCAGGUGGACAAGGUUGUCUUCAUACAACACAUCAAGAGCUUGCCAGUGCGAGGGGCUCAGCUAGCAGAGAUGGCUCUGUUGGGAGGAAAUGUGGCUGAUGCUGAAAGUAUCCUACUGCAGAACGGGCUUGUGUUCAGAGCCAUCAUGGUCAACCUACAUACUCACAACUGGUCAAGAGCUCUAGAGCUGGCUGUCAAACACAAGACUCAUGUGGACACAGUGCUGCUGCAUCGCAAACGCUAUCUCGAGGCAUUUGACAAAACUGAAACCAACGAGAAGUUCCUUCAGUUUAAGGACCAGGUUGAUCUAGAUGAAGAGAAAAUACAAGAGAAAAUUUCAUUUGAGUACGAGAAAGAAAAAGCUUCUACUUAAUUACUCAUCUAAAGUCAUGCUACUUUAUUUUGUUGUUAUUUAUAGGUAUGUACU
Messenger RNA from Macrosteles quadrilineatus (aster leafhopper), 2349 nucleotides. RefSeq names its product intraflagellar transport protein 80 homolog (gene Oseg5). Gene Ontology annotation, biological process: cilium assembly. Gene Ontology annotation, cellular component: intraciliary transport particle B; centrosome; cilium. The coding region runs from base 1 to 2295 and encodes 764 amino acids. Gene Ontology annotation, molecular function: protein binding. The record is from RefSeq and is a predicted model, not a curated record. Lineage: Eukaryota; Metazoa; Arthropoda; Insecta; Hemiptera; Cicadellidae. The transcript has 17 exons.